UGAUACGGGAGAUCAACGGAAAUAUCUCAAAGGUCGUUGAGAUUUACUCCGGUUUAUCGGUCAAUUUCUCGGACACGGUUCGUCAGCGCAAAAAGAUAGGGAACAGGAAGGUGGAAAACAGGCGCUCUUGAACUGAAUUCGACUGCUGGACCUCCUAGUCUGCCUUUAAUCUACUCAGCAGACGAAUAUGAGCAAAAUCAGAUGAUGAUGAUGAUGGAACUUAUGCAAUUAUUAUGGUCCACCAAUUCAAUGCACAACACCAUCCUCAGCUCAUGGUGAUGUUUAACCUUUUAUAAUGCUAUUGCGUUUCUUUGAUCAAGUAAUCUCUUUGUAUUCCUAUCAUUGUUUUCAUUUUUGACUUGUAUAGGAUCUUACAUCAUGCUGCCAAGCUCCCUAUUCAUCUACAGAAGCAGGUCAUCAAUUCUAUAAAACCCAGUAUCUGCUGAUAAACGUAGCUUAUUGCGUCAGUCAUUGGCAAUUGUCAUCUUGAUACCAUUGAACAUGUAUUUCUUCUCCUCCUUAAAAUUAGAUGUAAGAAAAAUUGACGAUAAGGGAGAAAGUGUGGAAGGUGAGGAUUUAUUUGCUUGAAGUGAUAGCAGAAAAAUGCACCAAUGCCGAGAUUUUGAUAAAUUGCUUUGUUAUGUAUUUGCCUCCUUGGGUGUUCUAAACGAGCUAGAGUCUAGAAAUGCCAGUUCUCAAAUUCCUCUCAUAUAUAUGUUGACCCAGGAAUUGUUGCAAAACUAGGUUUGAAUAACUAUUGGAACUGUUUGGUAGCUAGCCAGUUUUGAUGGGUAAUGCCAGCUUCAAAGUAGGAUAGAGUGAGCUGUUGACACUGGAGUUAGGGGGCCAAUUAGUUCGGCAAACGAAUCAAACUUGAAGGAACUCCCAAUAAUCAAAGAAUAUAGACUCACAAAACCCAGAACUAAAAGGAGCAGAAUCAAAUUGAAUAGUAAACCCGAGUGAGAGUUGGGGAUCUAAAAAGGAUCAAAGAGCAAAGCAAAGUGAGAAACGGCGAUUUUGAUCUCUCCAUCUCUAUACUCUCUUCUUGCUUACUUCCCUGCUCCAAGUUUCGGAGUGACUGUUGCAAACGAGGGAGAAGCAAGCAUAUUUAUAUGCUCACCUCUAAAGUGAUCAAUGAAUAUGCGUGUGCCACGUGGUUUGAUGUUUGUUUUAACCGAAUGCUAUUGGAGACAGUUAUAUACUGGGGUAUGUGUAAUUCUCCUACAUGUUUGUAAAAGGAAGUAGAAAAGAAAACUAAUUGUUGUAAGCUUUUUUAUGCGUAGAAACAAAACCAUAUUAAAAAAAAAGGAAAAAUAUUCACACAAACAUAAAGAAAUUAUUUUGUAUCAGCUCAAACCCAAAAAAUAAUACCUAAACCAGGUAAGACCCAAAAAGAUGUAUUGGUCGGCAGUACAACUUCAAAGCUAUGACUUCAACUAACUACCUAUCACUCAUCAACUACCAUUCCCAAGUCCGCAUGAAACAACCACCUAAAAAGGUGUAAGGACUAAUGCAAUGACUGCUUCAAUCACAAUCAUCAUUGUCCGCUACCUCGCUAUUCCUCGAUCUGUAAUUCACUCAAACCACCCCUUUUUUUUUUGGCUGACUUUAUUGCUUCCUCCUUACUACUCUGUUUUCAUGCCCUGCUUUUAAGUUUGAAAAUGGAACAUUCAGCAGACUACAGUCAACAUGUUCCUCCUCCUCCAACAGUCACCUCUCUCCCUUCUUCUGCUAGCUCAGAAGUCCGUGAAGAAGAAAGUAAUAGUGGCCAACGCCUGAUCCACCGCCAGCAUCGCCAAGAGCGGCGACCACAAUCUUCCGGCGGGUCAUCUUAUCGUCUCAAUAUAUCAAUAUACGAUGAGUCAAGGUUCAACGUGAGUGAUGAUGUUUGGUAUUGCGUUAUUGUUCUUAUCGCAUUUUGGUUUUUUGCAGCCUCAAUAACUCUGAUGGUGGGUUUUUAUGGAUCGGUGAGUUUACAAAUGAGUCCACAUACCUCACACCUUAUACGACCCAACUCUUUCUUUGUUCAGUCUAUUGAGUUUGAAGAAUUGGAUAAACAAAAACCAGGGUUAAUGGUUUACGGAUUUCACAGACCACCUCCUUUAGAUGUUGAGAUCUCCUGGACUGAAACACAUGACAUAUUUAUACCACCUAAUUUCCAUAAGGAGUGGCUGCUCUUCUUAAACGAAGGGUCGCAAGUGAAUAUUUCAUACGCUAUAAGAUCCGCCAGUUCCUUACCUCUAUCACUUGUCAUUGCCCAAGGUAUUGAAAGCCUUGCUAAGUGGGUAGAGGAUCCGUCAUAUCCUAAUACAAGUUUGUCAUGGAAUAUAAUAUAUGGAACUGGUAAGAUCCAACAGGAAAUUCCAAAGUCUUCAAAUUAUUAUGUUGCUGUGGGGAAUUUGAACACUAAGGAGGUUGAGAUACAGUUGAACUUCUCAGUGAAGGCUCUAAGUUAUGACACAAGUCAAGCGUAUUACACAUGUUCUUUGGGGGAUCAUUUGUGUGAUUUGGAGCUGUAUCUUCUACGUCCCAACGUUGCUGUCUUGUCUUCACCUGGUCGUAAUGAGGAAAGUCCUAAUAACAUCUGGUUUGUUAAGGUAUCUUAUGGACCUCGAUGGAUUACAUAUUUUGUCGGAUCAGGUGUGAUGACCGUCCUAAUAUUAAUAGCCUUUAGAUUAUGGAAAAUGAAGCAAAGAAGAUCCAAUGUUGGAGAAAUGGGAUCACAACGAGCACCAUUGCUUGCAGAGAAAGACGAUGAUAUCGCAAGCUGGGGUUCAUCUUACUAUUCCCUAUCCAAUGAUGAGGACGAAGAGGAUCCGGAAACAUGGCAGCAAGCAGCCACUUGUCUUGAAGGAAAGCCUUUGAAUGAUGGGGAAAGAAGCAGCAACAACCCUCGGCACCUUUGUGUUGUUUGCUUCGGUUCACCCAGAGAUUGUUUCUUUCUUCCUUGUGGACAUUGUGCUACCUGUUUUACGUGUGGAACAAGGAUUGCAGAAGAAGCUGGUACUUGCCCAAUAUGUCGUAGGAAGAUGAAGAAAGUCCGGAAGGUUUUUACAGUUUAAGGCGGUUUUAACCCAUAUCCGUUUGAGUAUGAGCAUGAUUUGUAUGAGAUUUGUUUCCUCUGUAUAUGAUAUAAGUCUUGGCUGACCAAUGAAGUAAAUGUAACUAUAAACCUUGGCAUCAAGUGGUGAUUUGAUCAUUCGAAAAA
Molecule: messenger RNA, 3208 nt
Organism: Gossypium arboreum
Lineage: Eukaryota; Viridiplantae; Streptophyta; Magnoliopsida; Malvales; Malvaceae
Product: E3 ubiquitin-protein ligase APD2-like
Exons: 13
Coding region: 1662-3062 (466 amino acids)
Source: RefSeq, a predicted model, not a curated record